Letharia columbiana is the source of this 264-nucleotide messenger RNA. RefSeq lists its product as uncharacterized. The record is from RefSeq and is a predicted model, not a curated record. The transcript has a single exon. Bases 1 to 264 code for a protein of 87 amino acids. NCBI's taxonomy places the organism in Eukaryota, Fungi, Ascomycota, Lecanoromycetes, Lecanorales, Parmeliaceae.
AUGUCCAUGAGAUGGCGGGGUGGAAAGGGAGGCCGAGAUGAUGAUGCCGAGCAUCGAUGUGUCUGCCUGUGGGAUGUCCGUCGCGAGGACUUUGAGAGAUGGCCGGAAGACGGCUGCAGCUGGAACGGAAGAGGGGCCAAAGUCUCGACAUCCUGCUUCGGCCGAUUGGUCAGGAGGAGGGACAACCUGAUCAAGAUUCUGCAUCUGCUCGGGAAAUCGCUCCGGGACCUUCUGAAUUCGACACCAUGCCCCGCUACUGUUUAA